UGUAACAAAUGGCGCCCGAAACAAGGACCGCGUAAGUCCCGAGCCAAGGACCACGUAAGUCCCGAGCCUGCAUAGAAGGGGACGUUGAAGGGGUCAGACCUCUCUCGCAGAGGAGGUGAUCAUAAGGACAUUACCUGCAACAUGUCCCGGAUCCCUGGUGUCGUAUAGACGAGCCUGACUGUUACGUGCUGCCGAUUCCUUGAAGAGUUGCAAAGGCGCGCCUAGAUAAGGUCCUGCUUGGAUCCCUGCCCGGUGGGUCAAACCAGCUGUUAAUGUGGACACUGCGCAUAACUCCGGAACAGGAGAAAGCUCUGGAGGAGAAGAUCCAACGGACGAUACAGCGCAAAUUACCUUCACUUGAAGCUUUGUGGCCUGGUAUAGGACAAUACAUUUACAAGGAUCCGCAAGAAUCACUUCAAGAUUGGGAACGUAAAGUUGAUUAUGUUUUGUUUGAUGAAGAUUUUACCCCUCGUGUUGGUAGACAUUGUCAUAUGAAUUGUAGAGAUUUAUCUAUAGUUUAUUGUAGUAUUUGUAACGUUUAUAGUGUUCGAUCACAUUCUAGAAACGAAUCUAUUAAUUGUCUUCCCUGUUGGUUAUCAUUUGUAGCAACUUCCUUUCCUACACAAAUAGCUAUCACCUUUCACUUACAAUCUCCAGAAGAUCAAGAAAGUUUUUACACUCUUCAUGAGUGUCCUGACCAACAGGCUUUAGCAGUAGUACGUUUCACAUUAGAUUGUCUUAAAAAAGGACUGCAAUUACGCUUGGCACAAAAACUUAUUGAUUCACAAUGUGGCCUCUUCAGACCACCUGUACACUCUUCUGGGCAAUACUUUUUAUAAUUUCUAAUAACUCUGCUGAUGCUACUUUGUCCAUUGACUCCAGAGAGAAUAUCUGGGUAACCUGGGCACAACAAACCAAUCAGACCGAUCUUUGCCUCUCACUUAAUCAGGCUAACAACCCAUUUCGUACCUGCCUAAUCGGUUAUCCCUAUUUUCAAUGGCAGGAUUGGAAAAACUUUACAACAGUCAAUAGAACUACCAUACAAAUCGCCUUAAAGAAUUGGAAAACAAACAACCAUGUAAAAUGCAUUACAAAUCUCACUAGUACCCAAAAUGCUUUUGAACUAUUCUUAGUACUUAGCAAUCUUACUCAGAAUGCUAUCCUCCCGCUCCAAGAACUAGAUCUUAUGGGAUCCUUCUCUCCCUAUGGUCCUCUUGUAAACUUUACAGAAAAAUAUAACUGUUCUCCGUCAUACAGUCUUGAUGCAGACAACGGUACAGGAGCUGUCUUGUUUAAUGUUAGAUACGCAUUUGAUAAUCCUGCAUUCUACAGACUUAAACAAGCUGUUAGUGCUUCCAGAUCAGGGCAGUGGUCAAAUGCAUCUCUCACUUAUGGCACUGAAGAAGUCACCACCUUAGGUAACUUUCGAUUUCCUCUGGGAUACUUCCUCAUUUGUGGUGAUAGAGCCUGGCCAGGUAUCCCAGAAAAUCCAUGGGGAGGACCAUGCUAUGUUGGUAAGCUAACAAUGUUUACUCCUACAUACAGAAACCUAAUCACUAAUGCUUACAAUUGCACCCAUUUCAAACGCACCAUUCACGGUAUUGGUCCCGAUUGCAACUCACGUGUAGAAAUCUCAUCAAUAGGUGCUGCAGUUACCAUGUCCUUCUUUGUUCCAGGUGUAAUGGCUGCCCUAAUUGGUGUAACAUCAAAAAUCUCACUUGUUUCGCAGUCCAAGAGUUCAAUGUUACCUCUAACAUCUUAGAUGCAUUACUACAUGAUGUAGAUAGCGUCAGACAUGCAGUCCUACAAAACCGUGCUGCUAUUGAUUUUCUUUUACUCGCUCAAGGCCAUGGUUGUAAAGAAUUUGAAGGAACGUGCUGUUUAAAUCUUUCUGAUCACAGUGACAAUAUUCAUGCUCAAAUUCAGAAGCUUCACAAUCGCUUUAAUGAUAUCACUGUUGGUAAUAGUUGGUUAGAUAAAUGGCUCACUAACUGGGGAAUCUCUGGCUGGCUUUCAGACUUGGUUAAGCAAGGUAUUAUAAUCUUUCUAGUCAUUGUAUUACUCUUGUUAUUUCUCCCUUGUUUUCUACAAUUUCUACAAUCUAGGAUCUUGAAAAUGUUAAAGACAACAAACUCCUCUCUUGUCGUCGUUAAAAAAGAAGGGGGGAGUGUGGAGAAUAUUGCGAGAGAAUGGCUGUGUAACCGAGGACAUGAUUGUCAAGAGACCUUGCAGCUGCUGAAAAGCACUGAUGGGAAAAUGCGAGGGAGCAAAGCAAAACUAUCCUGGUAGAAGAUCAAAGGAAAGUUAAAGAAAGGACUGUCUCUUAUUAAGAAGAUGUUUCUGUCUGAGUGCUGACAUUUAUGGCCUAAGUGAUAUAUUGCAAGUCCUGUUCUCAAACCCUGUUUUUACUGAUAAGGUUUAACUGAAUAUUCUCUGUAU
Messenger RNA from Myiozetetes cayanensis, 2439 nucleotides. RefSeq lists its product as uncharacterized. The transcript has 2 exons. Bases 788 to 1762 code for a protein of 324 amino acids. Lineage: Eukaryota; Metazoa; Chordata; Aves; Passeriformes; Tyrannidae. The record is from RefSeq and is a predicted model, not a curated record.